This is a messenger RNA of Anthonomus grandis grandis, 1642 nucleotides long. RefSeq lists its product as uncharacterized. NCBI's taxonomy places the organism in Eukaryota, Metazoa, Arthropoda, Insecta, Coleoptera, Curculionidae. The transcript has 6 exons. The coding region runs from base 173 to 1132 and encodes 319 amino acids. The record is from RefSeq and is a predicted model, not a curated record.
UGUUAGCCAUCGAAGGUAAGUAGGUCAUUAUAUAUAAAGUGAAGUUCAAGGUACCUGAAGAGCCAUUCGCAUUAGUCGUUGAUUUCGUGCUUGUGUCCGUACGCAGCUCAUCGUUCCGUGUCUAUUCGAUAUUAAUCAUAUCAAUCGAAAACAAAUAACUAGAUACUUAAAUAUGAUGAAACAACCAAUUGGAAUAUGCUUGGCUGCACUGCUCUUCAGCAGUUCCCUUAUAAGUUCUUUGGCAUAUCCAAAUAGCCAUCCAAGACCCGAAUAUAAAAAAUCCCUAGAUGCCACCCAACAACACCAACAGCAGCUGAGUGAAAGAAAAUUCGCCGAAAAGUCCAAUUCUAUUAAAAAAGUUGCUCUCGAUGAUUUGGAUGACGUCCAGACCAACGAAAUAUCACAAACUGGUACAGCAGGCGGAGGAUUUUCUUGGUCCAAUCUAUUAGGGAUGGUAAUGCAAAUGAUCUUCAAUCCAGGAGGAGCAGCAGCUACAGGCCCCAAUAAAUCAGAAGGUCUGGAUGAAAGUGGUGUUGUGCCCACCUCACCUUGGGCCAACCUCCUUUCCAUGGGUCUUAAAAUCCUCAGUGCCAUCCUGGGAGGUGGUGUAGGUGCGCAAACCGACGGAAUCGAUAAGGUUGACAAUGGAGGAUCCCCUUUACAGGGAGUUCUCGCAGCCGUGGUGUCAACUCUUGUGGGAGGAAGAGAUCCGCAGCAGGUCAAUAUGUUGGCCAAACAGGCCGGUGAGUUUAUUAACAUCGUAGUAAACCUUCUGGAUGCCCUUAAAACGUCUUUCUCUCAUCGUUCUUUGGCUGCCCGAAACAUCGGCAGGAAAGAUUCCGUGAGUGAAGCUGCAGUAGCCGGCAUCACCAUGGCUAAAGGUUACGUCAGAUCUUUGGGAACCAAUGAGAGCACAUGCAUGGCCAAGUACAUGUGUCAAGCAAAUAAUGAAUGUUCCACUGAUAUUGGAAGAAGUUCGCUGUUUUGUAAUUUAGGAAGCUAUGCAGCUAGUUUCGUCCUCGACAAAUCUACCAGCAAAACGACCUUCGAUUUACUCUACGAAGCCGGAAGGCGAGGCAGAUCUGGCGAAAACUGCGAAAUGGGUUACCUAGAAUGCAACGAAAUUUACUAACAAUUAUUUUAUUGAAGUUUAGAUUCUCUUAAUAUUUACUCUUAGCCCUACAAACGUGAUAUUAUGCUUUUAUUAACUGAUCCUCUCCUUAGGACAACAUAUUAGUAACACUAUAAUAUACGUCUUAGGGACAUAAUAUCAUCACUGAUUAGAAAACGAGGUUAAAUAAAACUAAUCACAAAAAGUAGACUGAAAUUUUUGAUUUAAAUGUUUAUACUUGUUAGGAUUAUAAAAAUAAUUCACAUUUUUUGAAGUUAAAUGCCUUUAUCAGACCCACGAGAUGACUUUUUUAUCUAACUGUUCCGACUGUAAAAUAUUACCAAUAAUUAUAAUAAUUUAUUUAUAUAUUUAUUUAUGUAUUUAUUUAUUUAAAUAUCAAAGUCCAGAGAAUAGAAAGUUUGAUGUGAAUAGAUUUGUAAUAGCAUAGCUAUAAGGUAGUUUUUAGGUUAACUUAUUUUAAGUAGUGUUUUGUUUGUUACAUCACGUUGAAAUAAAGUUAUGUUAUAGUUC